This is a messenger RNA of Laetiporus sulphureus 93-53, 1524 nucleotides long. RefSeq names its product glycosyltransferase family 4 protein. NCBI's taxonomy places the organism in Eukaryota, Fungi, Basidiomycota, Agaricomycetes, Polyporales, Laetiporaceae. The record is from RefSeq and is a predicted model, not a curated record. Gene Ontology annotation, cellular component: endoplasmic reticulum membrane. The coding region runs from base 1 to 1524 and encodes 507 amino acids. Gene Ontology annotation, molecular function: GDP-Man:Man(3)GlcNAc(2)-PP-Dol alpha-1,2-mannosyltransferase activity. Gene Ontology annotation, biological process: protein N-linked glycosylation. The transcript has 9 exons.
AUGCUUUGGCUCCUUCUUAUUGCAGUGUUUUCUCUGAUUUCUGUAUAUCUGAUCUCCUCCCAUCGGCAAAACAUACGCUCGACUAAUGACGCACGGAAACGGGAGAUUCUGAGUGAGCUUGGCGUGCCAGACUCACGAAAGACCGUGGUGGGAUUCUUUCAUCCGUACUGCAAUGCGGGUGGAGGUGGAGAACGCGUUUUGUGGACUGCAGUAGCCAUCUUGCAACGCAACGAGCCAAACAUGAUCAGUAUUGUCUACAGCGGGGAUGUUGAUGCCACCAAGCAAGAAAUUAUUGACAAAGUCAAGGCACGAUUCGACAUCGACCUAUCCCCUCAGAGCCUGCACUUCGUGUUCUUGAAAUCACGAUAUCUUGUGGAAGAUUCAACAUGGCCACGAUUUACUCUGCUGGGGCAGAGUGUUGGCUCCAUGUUUCUUGCAUGGGAAGCAAUGGCGCAGCUCAUUCCGGACUUGUUCAUUGACACGAUGGGAUAUGCUUUCACAUUCCCUGUUGUCAAAUUCCUCGGCAACGUUCCCAUGGGCACCUACGUUCACUAUCCGACCAUAAGUACCGAUAUGCUAGCGAGAGUACGCUCUCGGAAGGCGUGGCAUACAAAUUCCAACGCGAUUUCUUCCUCAACAGUACUCAGUACCGGAAAGCUCCUGUACUAUCGAUUAUUUAUGUACUACUACGCAAAUUUCCUGAGGCAAGCUUCAUUCCUCAUGGUCAAUUCCUCAUGGACCAAGAACCACAUCGACUCCAUAUUGCAACACAACGAUUUCCUGUUGGACACAAUACAUUCGUGCACUCCUCUAGCUCUCUUUCGUUUACUCAUUUCCUCGCGUGGGGAAUCUUCCAAGUCUGCUCUGAUUGUAUAUCCUCCAUGUGAUACUCGUGAGAUGGCGAAGUUCCCGCUGGAGGGACGCAGACGGGUGGUCCUAAGCGUUGCUCAGUUCCGUCCUGAGAAGGAUCAUCCCGCGCAAUUACGAGCGUUCCAUCAGCUCUUGCAGUCUCAUCCGGAGUAUGGUCAUCCGGGUAACGCUCAUGUGCAGCUUGUCCUUUUAGGUGGUAGCCGCAAUGCGGAGGAUGCAGCUCGUGUGGAGAGUCUGCGGGUUCUGGCGAAGGAGCUUGCUAUUGAGGAGCAUGUCCAAUUUGUUGUGAACGCAUCGUAUGCUGAGAUGCUGCACUGGCUUUCCAUUGCUAGUAUUGGUCUCAGCACCAUGGUCGACGAGCACUUCGGGAUUAACGUCGUAGAGUUCAUGGCUGCUGGAGUGAUACCGGUAACACACGCAUCCGGCGGCCCACUUAACGACAUUGUUAUCCCUUUCGAGGGAAAACCUACAGGAUUUCAUGCUACAUCUCCGGACGCAUUUGCAGAAGCAUUGAAUACGGUCCUCACGAUGCCACCAGAGGAAGAUAUUGCUAUGAGGACACGCGCAAGAACAUGGGCAGUACAGCGCUUCUCGGAGGGAGAAUUUGAAAAGGGAUGGAAUGCAAGUGGCUGGAAGAAGUGGAUGCCUUCGUAA